Molecule: messenger RNA, 1794 nt
Organism: Zasmidium cellare ATCC 36951
Lineage: Eukaryota; Fungi; Ascomycota; Dothideomycetes; Mycosphaerellales; Mycosphaerellaceae
Exons: 3
Coding region: 1-1794 (597 amino acids)
Source: RefSeq, a predicted model, not a curated record
AUGGCUGAUUUCCCAGUCCGCGAGGUCGUCAAUUUGCCAACGCUUGGUAAACGGAAAAGUCGGGGAGACGAAGAUGUUCGGCGGCGACUGGGAGGUCCCAUCCAUCAAGAACGCCAUGUGAAGGUGAUAUGUGUUGGAGCUGGGGCAUCGGGAUUGAUGUUUGCAUACAAGAUACAGCGGCACUUUCAGAAUAUCCACUUGGUCAUCUACGAGAAGAACAAGGAAAUCAGUGGUACUUGGGCAGAGAACAGAUAUCCCGGCUGCGCGUGCGAUGUUCCAGCACACUGUUACUGCUGGUCUUUCGAACCGAAGCUCGACUGGUCGGCGGUCUACGCAGGAUCUGGAGAGAUAUACAACUACUUCAACAAUUUUGCACAAAAAUACCGUCUAGAUCAAUACAUUCAGACGAACCAUCAAGUCACCAGGGCAUUUUGGAACGAGGAGACAGCUGGCUGGGAUGUUAAUGUCAAAGACCUGUCGAUCAACACCGAGACCAAUGAUCACUGCGACAUCUUCGUCAACGCAACUGGCAUCCUGAACAACUGGCGAUGGCCGGCAAUACCAAGCCUUCAUGACUUCAAGGGUACUCUCUUACACACGGCUAACUGGGACGAGAACGUCGACCUCACAGGAAAACAUGUUGGACUCAUCGGGAACGGCUCUUCAGGAAUCCAAGUCCUUCCCACAGUCCAGCCGCACGCCUCACAUGUCACCACUUUCAUUCGCGAACCAACAUACGUAUCGCCAGUACAAGGCCUCGAACAGCACGUCUAUACAGACGAGGAAAAGAAAGACUUCGCCACGAAGCCAGACGUCCUAACCGACUACCGGAAAAGGAUCGAGACGGGACUCAACGGCCAAUUCGGCAUCUUCCUCAAGAACACCUCCAUGAACAACGACACACACGACUACAUGGUGCAGCAAAUGAAAGAGAAAAUCCGCGAGGAACAUCUAAUCGACAAAUUGAUCCCCGAAUGGAGUUUCGGCUGCCGCAGAAUGACCCCCGGAGUAGGCUACCUCGAAUCGCUAACAAAACCCAACGUCUCCGUCGUCUACGGCGAAAUCGAACGCAUCACCCCAAGAGGCUGCAUCUGCGACGACGGCAAAGAAUACCCGAUUGACAUCCUCAUCUGCGCAACAGGCUUCGACACGACCUUCAAACCACGCUUUCCCCUAAUCAACCCAGCGGGAAAGAACCUGCAAGACGAAUGGGCGUCCGAACCAAAAUCCUAUCUGGGAAUCGCAGCCGCCGACUACCCAAACUACAUGAUCUUCCUCGGCCCCAACUGUCCCAUCGGCAACGGCCCCGUGCUGAGCGCCAUCGAGCUGCAGGCGGACUACAUGUGCCAACUCAUCGACCACUACCAGACACACAACAUCAAAUCCUUCACGCCCAAGAAAGCCGCCGUGGAGGACUUCAUCGCGCACAAGAAUGACUUCAUGAAGGGAACCGUCUGGGCGGACCCCUGCCGUUCAUGGUACAAGUCCGGGCAGAUCGACGCACCCAUCACGGCUUUGUGGCCGGGCAGUACGUUGCACUAUAUCGAGGCGUUGGGGAAUGUGCGGUUUGAGGAUUACGAGGUGGAGUAUAAUGGGAAUCGGUUCGCGUGGUUGGGAAAUGGGUAUAGCCAGACGGAGUUGGAUGAGACGGCGGAUUGGGCGUAUUAUAUUCGGGAGAGGGACGAUGGGGAGUGGUUGAGUCGGAGGAAGAGGAGACAGGUGUUGACGAAGAGUGGGACGGUGGAGAGGAGGGAGGGGGUAAGUUUCUCGGGGAGGGAGGAGAGUAAGCUGUAA